This is a messenger RNA of Chenopodium quinoa (quinoa), 817 nucleotides long. Its product is annotated as symplekin-like. The transcript is spliced from 9 exons. The record is from RefSeq and is a predicted model, not a curated record. Lineage: Eukaryota; Viridiplantae; Streptophyta; Magnoliopsida; Caryophyllales; Amaranthaceae. The coding region runs from base 45 to 563 and encodes 172 amino acids.
UUGAAAUAACGUUGGCUGCGAAAGACCAAUCGACAGGGGAAACAAUGGCCAUAGAAUCAUCUGCUCAUAAUUCCCCGCCUUGCACACCGGGAAUUGUUGCCAGUACUUCCGUAUCUGAAGCACAACAAUGCAUGUCACUGUAUUUUGCCCUAUGUACAAAGAAACAUACUCUUCUUCGUCAAAUAUUUAUCAUAUAUAAAAGCUCACCAGAGUCAGCGAAACAGGCAAUUCAUAGCCAGAUGCCUAUUCUUAUUCGGACAAUGGGUGCAUCACCACCUCUUCUUGAGAUUAUCUCUGAUCCACCUGAUGGAAGUGAGAACCUUCUGAUGCAGGUUUUGCAUACUCUUACAGAUGGCAGGGUUCCAUCUGCAGAAUUGAUAUUUACUAUUAAAAAACUUUAUGAGACAAAGAUAAAGGAUAUAGAGAUUCUGUUUCCAAUAUUGCCCUUUCUACCAAAAGAGGAGGUGUUGAGGGUCUUCCCUCAUGCUGUUAAUCUCCCCAAGACAAGUUCCAGACUGCUCUUGCACGCUUGCUGCAGGGUUCGACUCCUAAUCCUGUGCUAACUCCAUCAGAAGUGUUAAUUGCCAUCCACAGCAUAGAUCCUGAUAAAGAUGGAAUUCCUUUGAAGAAGGUGACUGAUGCAUGUAAUGCUUGCUUUGAGCAAAGACAACUGUUCACACAGCAAGUAAUUGCCAAGGUUCUGAAUCAGCUGGUUGAACAGAUUCCUCUUCCAUUGUUGUUCAUGAGAACAGUACUACAAGCAAUCGGUGCUUUUCCAGCUUUGGUAAGAGGGAUAUUUUUUUUCUUCUGCAUGCUG